Messenger RNA from Oncorhynchus masou masou (cherry salmon), 1518 nucleotides. Its product is annotated as malate dehydrogenase, cytoplasmic-like. The transcript is spliced from 9 exons. Gene Ontology annotation, cellular component: mitochondrion; cytosol. Bases 145 to 1197 code for a protein of 350 amino acids. The record is from RefSeq and is a predicted model, not a curated record. Gene Ontology annotation, biological process: malate metabolic process; tricarboxylic acid cycle; oxaloacetate metabolic process. NCBI's taxonomy places the organism in Eukaryota, Metazoa, Chordata, Actinopteri, Salmoniformes, Salmonidae. Gene Ontology annotation, molecular function: L-malate dehydrogenase (NAD+) activity.
AGGUUGUUGCACCGCUCUCUAGGUCCUUCUCCGCUCUCUAGGUCCUUCUCUCCCCGACUAUCUCGCCCUAAACUAUUUUCGCCUGGACUCGCAAAGACAGACGGGCGGACAUACUGUAGCGAGGGGGACGGAUCCGGGUUCACCAUGUUGACUUUGUUGACAGCGAUGUACAUAGUGGUGCGGGCGGCAUCGUCGGAGGCCGACCCAAUCCGUGUGCUGGUGACUGGCGCUGCUGGACAGAUCGCCUACUCCCUGCUGUACAGCAUCGCCAAGGGAGAUGUCUUCGGCAAGGACCAGCCCAUCAUCUUGGUCCUGUUGGACAUCCCUCCCAUGUUGCCGGUUCUGGAUGGGGUUGUGAUGGAGCUGCAGGACUGUGCUCUCCCACUCCUGAGGGAGGUCAUCCCCACCGACAAGGUGGAGCUGGGCUUCAAAGAUCUGGACGCCGCCAUCUUGGUGGGCUCUAUGCCCAGGAAGGAGGGCAUGGAGAGGAAGGACCUCCUGAAGGCCAACGUGGCCAUCUUUAAGACCCAGGGAGCCGCCCUGGAGAAGUACGCCAAGAAGUCCGUCAGGGUCUUGGUGGUGGGAAACCCUGCUAACACCAACUGUCUGAUUGCCUCCAAGUCCGCCCCCUCCAUCCCCAAGGAGAACUUCUCCUGCCUGACCCGUCUAGACCACAACAGGGCUCGUUCCCAGGUGGCGAUGCGUUGCGGCGUGCCCGCCGAUGCAGUCAAGAACGUCAUCAUCUGGGGCAACCACUCAUCCACCCAGUACCCCGACGUGCACCACGCCAUGGUCAACGUGCAUGGCAAAGAGGUGGAGGCGUACAACGCCGUGAAGGACGACAGCUGGCUCAAGGGAGACUUCAUCUCUACGGUGCAACUGCGUGGUGCUGCCGUCAUCAAGGCCAGGAAGCUCUCCAGUGCCAUGUCUGCCGCCAAGGCCAUCUGUGACCACAUGAGGGACUGGUGGUUCGGCACUCUCGAUGGUGAGUUCAUGUCUAUGGGUGUUUACGCUGGUGGAAACUCCUACGGAAUCCCCGAAGACCUCAUUUACUCAUUCCCUGUUCAUAUCAAGAACAAGUCGUGGAAUAUCCAUGACGGUCUGCCUAUCAACGACUUCUCCCGCGCCAAGAUGGACGCCACAGCCGCCGAGCUGGUGGAGGAGAGAGACACGGCCCUGUCCUUCCUGAGCCAGUGACUCGCAGUGCCACUUACUGACACACCGCCACAACAGCAGCACUUAGAAGACCCCCAGAACCCUCCUGACUCACGUCUGUGACCAAUAGACCCACUCGAGUCCCCUGCGCAAUUGGUGUGUGUGUGUACCUCUCUGUAUGUAUGUGUGUGUGUAAGGUCACGGUUAUUAAUAAUAAACCUGUAAUAAAGAAAUGCUAUCUAAACGUUGGCCUUUGUCGGAAGACACUGGAGGAUUGUCCUUUGGGUAGAUGGUAACACACAAUAGUUCUACUGUACUUGUACGUGUUAUCUAACAAUAAAAACAGAUACAACUGAAGACCCA